This is a messenger RNA of Electrophorus electricus (electric eel), 708 nucleotides long. The record is from RefSeq and is a predicted model, not a curated record. Lineage: Eukaryota; Metazoa; Chordata; Actinopteri; Gymnotiformes; Gymnotidae.
AUGCGGGAGGCCGCGAGCAAGACAUGGGCCGCUCUGCUCUGGUGGUUGCUCGUCCCGGGACCGAGGAACACCGUGGGGCUGAACGCGACACGGGGACACCCGGGCCAGUUCUUUUGCCGGCCAGGUUACUACUGUCCAGAGGGCGGGAAAACUGCUGUGCCAUGUCCCCGUGGAACGUUUGGACCAAGUUCCUGGGCCACAGACACACGCGACUGCAUCAGCUGCCCUCCAUAUCACUACGCCCCCAGAGAAGGACUGGCUGCCUGCCUGCCUUGCGGGCCCAGAGCACAGCAGCCUCUUCCUGCCCAAGACAAAUGCGUGUGUCUGAGAGAAGGCCAGGUCUUCCAGGCCAGCGAUGGGCAGUGCCACUGUGCCCUUGGGUACCGUGCAACGCAGAUGGAAGACGGAUGCCAGCUGAAGGUGUACGAGCUCUGCAAGGAUGGAAGCGUGCGGGACCAGCGCGGCGAGUGUCUCAGCAGCGGGCAGUGGGAGCGGCUCUGCUCUCUCCAGGUGUGCGCCUCGCCGGAGCGGUACGAGGGCUACGAUGCGUCCCUGGGGCUGUGUGUGUGCACGGACCCAGCCUGGCAUGAGCCCACGAGGAGUGAGUGUGUGGGUGGGUGCAGGGACAGAUCCACUCCGCCUCUGCUGCUGGUCUGCAGUGCUCCUGAACUCCAUCUGCUGUACACAGCCUCAAACUCACAGGUGUAG